Messenger RNA from Helicoverpa zea (corn earworm), 1785 nucleotides. RefSeq names its product putative phospholipase B-like 2. Gene Ontology annotation, cellular component: extracellular region. Lineage: Eukaryota; Metazoa; Arthropoda; Insecta; Lepidoptera; Noctuidae. Gene Ontology annotation, biological process: phospholipid catabolic process. The transcript is spliced from 14 exons. The record is from RefSeq and is a predicted model, not a curated record. Bases 1 to 1650 code for a protein of 549 amino acids. Gene Ontology annotation, molecular function: glycerophospholipase activity.
AUGGCAACAACUCUACUGUCUAUGUGUAAGUACGGGUACGUGCUGUGGUCGGGGAACAAGGUGACUGUGAAGACGACGGACUACUUCGCCGACAUACCGGACUCGCACGUCGCGCGUGCCACUUACAGCAACGAAAUCAAUUCUACCGGCUGGGCUUUCCUGGAGCUCCAUACUAGGGCAGAAUGCAAGGAUGAGAAGCAGGCGUAUGCGGCCGGCUACCUUGAGGGCUUCCUCACCAGGGACCUCAUAUGGUACCACUGGCAGAAUAUGCUCAAAGGAUACUGCUACAACAAGACGGAUGUGUGCGGCCUCAUCGAGGAGUUCGUGGAUAAGAAUGAAGAAUACAUGUCAGGGAUGGUGGAGAAGAAUUGCAACGAUUCCUAUUGGUACCAUAUGAAGUUAUACUACAUCCAGUUGGAAGGUUUAGCAGUGGGAUACAACGCAGCCACUAAGGAUCCUUACCAGUGGCUCACUACUAGAGAUAUUAUCUGGAUCAACAUGCUAGGGGAUCUAGACGAGCUAGCCUUUGCGCUGUCGAUGCCGAAGUCAAGCCCUGAUGGGAAACUCUUCGACGACGAGCGAUGCACCGGUCUCGUCAAGCUUCUGCCAGAUCUCACCAAUUUGUACUUCUCGCAUGUCACUUGGAACAGUUACCAAUCAAUGCUACGGUUCCACAAGAUGUACGUGAUGCGCUUGCACAUGUCCCCGGGCAGCAAGCAACUCAUACCCGGAUUCAAGAUGGCGCUCACCUCUUACCCGGCUUUCGUUCAGUCCACAGAUGACUUCUACAUCAUAUCGUCGGGGCUGGCCACCGGGGAGACCACAAUCGGCAACAGCAACCGAUCACUCUUCGAGCUCGUCAAGCCUGUGGGGACAAUUUUGGAGUACGCUCGUGCGAUGAUAGCCAACCGAUUGGCGAAAACUGGCAAACAGUGGAUGGAGAUAUUUAGGAGACACAACAGUGGCACAUAUAACAACCAGUGGUUCAUAGUGGACUACAAGAGGUUCAAGCCGCGCACGAACCACCAGGAGGGCUUCGUGAAGCCGGGGCUGCUGUGGGUUGUGGAACAACUGCCCGGCAUCAUCGAAGCAGCUGAUCUGACGGCUCAGCUGAAGCGCACAUCAUACUUCCCGUCAUACAACAUCCCCUACUUCCCGCGGAUCUUCAACCUGAGUGGCGGGCAUGUGCGUAUUGCCACCUACGGGGACUGGUUCGGCUACCACACCAAUCCUAGGGCCAAGAUGCUGAAGGCUAAACAGGUUGGUAUCUGCAACUUGCGCGACAUGUACAACACGAUGCGGUACAAUGACUUCAAGCACGACCCGCUGGCGCGCUGCGAGCAGUGCGACCCUCCCUACAGCGCCUGCAACGCCAUCUCCGCCAGGAAUGACCUCAACCUUGCUAAUGGAACGUAUCCAUUCCGCGCGCUGGGCCACCGCAGCCACGGCGCAACGGACGUGAAGAUCACGAGCGCGUACCUGCGGAACAGCUACCGGUUCCUCGCCAUCAGCAGCCCCACGCACAACAUCUCCCGGGGCAUACCACCCUUUGUGUGGAGUAAAUUCGACUUAGGCGCUCACGUGUCCCACGUGGGGCAGCCCGACGAGUGGCUGUUCCCGCCCAUCCUACACGACUGGGAGUGGGAGUAACACUCCCAAACUUAGGUCUACGCGAUAAGGAUCACUUUACUUUGCACGUAUACCUAGACAUAAGACCAUUGUAGUCUUAGUUAUACCUAUGAGAAGUUUGUGAAACAAUUUCUGAUGGUUAGUGUUGCCACCCCA